CCCCCGCCCUGUAUCCCAACAGCAUCCAGAAUCCCUCAUCCCACUCUUCUGCCACCCCCCCAUUCUGAUCCUCUGCCAUGCUCCCACCUUGCUGCCUCAACAAUACCUCCCCAUAGCUCCUCUUUCCCCAUCUGCCCAGGCCCCACCACCUCCCCAGGGACCCCCCCUCACCCUCUGCCAUGCACCCCAUCCCACCCCUCACCCUACCCAUUCACCACACCCUACUGGCAGCCCCCCACCCCACAGUAGUACCUCUGCAGAUCCUUCUGGAACCUCAUGCUCUGUGGUGGGGAGGAUGGGGAUGGGAGAUCUACCCCCCAACCCCAAAUACCCUGAAACUGGCAGACUUCUGUUGUCUGUAGUGGUGCAGGUGGUGGGAGCCAUGGACUCCGCUGGCUCCUUCGAGGGCGGGGCAUGACCCUGGCCUAGAGUCCACUUCAUGCUCAUACAAAGUGGAUGGGGGAAUAUCUGCAUCACUAGUGCUGUGGCAGGGUGCUGUGUUUUGCCCCAGGGGAUGGUCCACAUGGAAGUAUGCUUCUGCUCUGGGGUCUGUACUGCUCUGUUAUAGUACUGAUGAGCCUCCAGCAAAAGGCCUACCUCAUGAGAUCCAUUCUGGAUGUGAAUUUUGUAGGAAUCUCAGAAUUUGUGGACUCUACGUUGCCCUCGGUGUAUGACCUCCCAUUUAUUUCUCUUGCCCAUACAUGUCUGUGAUAGACGUAUAGGUUUAUGAAGAGAAAAUCUCUUUGCUGCUGCUUUUGCAGGUGAAUACAGCUAUCUUCACCCCACUGGGCUCUGUUCCAUCCCUCUGCUUUAGACCCAAAGGGCUGAUUCUAAGGUGACUUUGGAAUUGGUAAACACAAGCACCUGCCUACCAGACACAUGAACUGGGACACACAACUCAACUCCAUACUGACUGCAACUGACAGCAACGUGGCUAAAAUAAAGCAGCGUCUGAGCACGACAAGCAUCUCUUCCAAAGUGGAUUUGCUGCUUGACAGAAUUAACACUGAGAACGUAGCAUUUGAUGAGUCUCUGGCUGGAUCUCGGCAGCUGUGUCCUACCUGCCCAAAUCUUCCACACUGUAAGAUGGCAACAGAGGAGCUUUCAGCCAUCAGCAGUCAACUGCUUUCUCAAGCUAAGGUCAUUGAGUCCCUCACCCAGUCUGUAAACCGACUGAAGCAGGAGAAGGAGCUCCAGCAGCAGCGGAUCCAUAAUUUGGAAGAGGAGGUUAGUCAAUUGCAGAACAGCCCUCACAGUGGCUUGGAGUCCCUGCUGGGGCGGAGAAUGGAAGGGAUGAAGAGCGAGCUUCGUAACCUGCGACAGCAAGUGUUUCACCAGCCAGAUGGAGAUUGCACUCCAGAUCUGUAUCCCAGCACCAGCGUCAUGCAGGAGAUGCACGAGAGGAAAAGGCUCCUGUGGCGAGAAUAUGAAUGUGUGAGGAGAGAGGUGGAGCAACUGAAGCACAAGCUUAACCGACAGGGGGAGGAUUUAUUCAAUCAGAUGUCUGAAACUGAUGAAAUGAAGAGAACUCAAAGUCGAUAUUGCAAGCUGCUGGAAGAUUUGAUGAACAGUCACAAAGCCCAGUCUGAUGACUUGGACAAAACCAGGCUGGAGGCACGGAGCACCCAGCAGGAGCUUGGCCGCAUCAAAUCCACAGUCACUGACCUGAAAGAUCAAAUGAAAAACCUGCCCUUGGAGAAGCCAUACACUAAGCCCAUAGGAAAGGAAAGUGCUCAUGGGAGCUCCAAAGACAUCUCAAGCCUGGAGCUGGAGGAAAACUCCACCAGGGAGGAGGCUGGAAGCAUCUCAGAGGAGGAGAAGGACCUCAGCAGUGACCUGUCUGACAGUCUGCCAGAACUUAAUUUGAGUGAUCUUUAAUGCACAGCCACAGAAAGGCCCCUUCUGUCACAUAAGAAAACAAAUUAAAGAUGGAGAGGGAAUUGGCAUCUCAAAAUGGACAGGUUCCUUGUCCGAACUGUCAGCCACUUAGGUGGUUGGGGAUGGAGGGUGUUGCAGCGUCUCAAAGUGAUCCCCUUGCUGGGAAACGGGCUGCUACCGGGCCGUACUCUCCAGAGGAAACCUAUUGGGUUGUAAGGUUUGUUCUUUGUUAGCUACAAUGCUGGGCAUGUUUAUGGAGACGUGUUCUGCCCUCUCUGUGUGGGUGGGGAACAGUGCCCUAGUCGGUCAGAUAAGGGCCAAGAAGCCUCUAAGACUAAGUGGCAGCUGAGUUUGCCAAGUGCUGGUAAAUCCCUUCCCACUCAGGCAACUGAAAUGGCUUAAAAGGCUCCAUUCCUGGAACAGUGUUUUCAUGUCAAUCAUAAAGGGAAAUUUGCUUUAAUGCAGGAGAAAACGGCUGAAAUGGAGAGAGGCUACAGCC
Messenger RNA from Pelodiscus sinensis (Chinese soft-shelled turtle), 2377 nucleotides. NCBI's taxonomy places the organism in Eukaryota, Metazoa, Chordata, Testudines, Trionychidae. The record is from RefSeq and is a predicted model, not a curated record.